Molecule: messenger RNA, 638 nt
Organism: Tripterygium wilfordii
Lineage: Eukaryota; Viridiplantae; Streptophyta; Magnoliopsida; Celastrales; Celastraceae
Exons: 4
Coding region: 123-437 (104 amino acids)
Source: RefSeq, a predicted model, not a curated record
ACUCCUUCUCAUAGCUUAUAUAUUGCCCAACAUAAAUAUCUACCACAUCAAAAUAUCCUACACAAUGUCUUCACUUUUCUAGUACUACUCUGUUUCUCUCUUUUUGCUCAAACACAAGCAAAAUGUAUCAUGAUCAGCAUCAACUUCCUUGUUUGCAUUGCCAAGCACCAGACCAUAUUAGGAUGGUUCAGCAUUUGAUAGAAAGGUGCCUAAUCUUUCACAUGAGCAGAGAUGAAUGCAUCAAAGCACUUGCCAAGCAUGCUAAUGUUGACCCAAUUGUCACAAUUACAGUGUGGAAACAGUUGAUUAAAGAGAACAGUGGCUUCUUUGAAGCCUACUAUCAUGCAAUUAGUAGUCGCAGCAGGCAUGACUUUAUUACAAUAGACCUUCUGAGCGGGUAUGGAGACUCAGAAGAAGAAAGCUCUAGCUGCACUUGACUUUACAGCUGAGGAGGGGAAGUGUAUAUAUAUAUAAGUAUACACAUCUUUGUAAUUUAGUACUUCAGACUCUCCAGAAAUGAAAAACCCAUGUCAACCUAAAACAACUAAUUAUGCUUUGCUGCAAGUAAUUCAUGAUUUACAUGAAAGAAUUUAUCAGAGGAUAAAAUCAAUAUUUUUUUAUAUGCAAUGUAUGCCAAU